AUGUUGGUUCUUGGUAAGGAUUCUGGUGAGAAGAGCGGCAAUGGGGAGGAUCGUUCACAGCCUAGGGCUGCUGUCUCGCCUACACCCUUUGUGAGAAAGACUUAUGCCAUGGUGGAGAAUCACCAGACAGAUGGUAUUGUUUCUUGGAACAGUACUGGAAAUGGUUUCGUUAUUUGGGAUGCUCAUAAAUUUGCUGCAGAAAUUCUUCCUUGUUAUUUCAAGCAUAACACUUUUUCCAGCUUCAUCUGUCAGCUAAACACAUAUGGCUUCAAGAAAGCGAGCUGGGAGAAGUAUGAGUUUCGCCACGAGUGGUUUCAGAAGGGGAGGAAGCGUUGGCUGAGGAAGAUCAGGAGGAGCAGUCGAACUGAUAGGCCAGCACGGAGGCAGGAUCAUCAGCAACAUCAACAGAAUGGAGAAGAAAUGAGUGUUCUUCAAAUGGAGAAGGAAAUCGAGGAAAUGCAAGGUGUGCAGAGGGGGAUUCUGAUGGAAAUCAAACGGCUCCAAGAACAACAAGAAAUUUUGGCAAAAGAGCUGCUCGGGAUGAUAAAGAAUGCCCCGAGUCUUGGGGGUAAGAGGAGACAACUGCCAAAGAUCAUGGCAGAAUCUCUUCUUGAGAGUAUAUGUGAGCUGGAUAGCAGUGGAGUCAUGCAAGAGAAAGAAAUCAAUGAGAAUAUCAGGAACGAGAUCGAUGAUCCAAAUGGCAAAACCCCAGAAGAACAAGACAUCACAAGACUGGAAACAUACGAUGGUUUGAACAUGGAGAAAUUGGUUGAGGAACGGCCAGACAUUGUGAUUGGACUGGACGAUCUAUUCGAAGGACCAGUCGAUUGGAGGAAUUAUAUAAAACAGUUAGGGGAGAAAGGAGCAGACAAUCUCAGAAUCAUGCCUUAA
Molecule: messenger RNA, 891 nt
Organism: Ipomoea triloba (trilobed morning glory)
Lineage: Eukaryota; Viridiplantae; Streptophyta; Magnoliopsida; Solanales; Convolvulaceae
Product: heat stress transcription factor A-1d-like
Exons: 2
Coding region: 1-891 (296 amino acids)
Biological process (GO): regulation of transcription by RNA polymerase II
Cellular component (GO): nucleus
Molecular function (GO): RNA polymerase II cis-regulatory region sequence-specific DNA binding; DNA-binding transcription factor activity
Source: RefSeq, a predicted model, not a curated record